UUUGAUUGGAGGAGAGAAGAAGGCCACGGCGGGAGAAGUUCCUGCACUUUACGGCCCGUCGUUGGCACGGACAUGGACACGGAGAUGAGCGUGCGGUGCCGGUCUCAGAAGUCCCGUCCCUGUUAUCCCAUUAAAGGGUUAUGUCUGCUUUUGGCUGCUGCAAAGAUCAAGAGGAUUAAAGUGUGUGUGAGCUUUUCAGCCACUCUGCAAACGUUAGGGCUCAUUCCGCUUCUCCAGCCGGGGCCGACUCUCUCUCCCGCGGGAUCGGAGACAGCAUGGGCGCCCACGGCUCCAGCCUGGACGACAUCCUGGAGGAGGACAUGCACCACUGGUACACCAAGUUCAUGAAGGAGUCGCCGUCGGGCCUCAUCACGCUCUUUGAGCUCAAGACCAUGCUGGAGAUGAAUGGCAUGACGGAGGAGGCCAGCAGCUACGUGGAUCAGGUCUUCUUCACCUUCGACAUGGACGGGGACGGCUACAUUGACUUUGUGGAGUACAUUGCCGCCAUCAGCCUCCUACUCAAAGGAGAAGUUAACCAGAAGCUCAAGUGGUACUUCAAGCUCUUCGACCAGGACGGAAACGGCAAAAUAGACAAGGACGAAAUGGAGACCAUAUUUAAGGCCAUUCAAGACAUCACCAGAAGCUACGACUUUCCCCCCGAAGAGAUCGUGACGCUCAUAUACGAAAGAAUCGACAUCAACGGAGAAGGUGAGCUGACCCUGGAGGAGUUCAUCAGCGGCGCCAAGGAGCAUUCGGACAUCAUGGAGAUGUUGACCAAGAUGAUGGACCUCACCCACGUGCUGGAGAUCAUCAUCAUGGGACAGCAAAAGAAAAGCGUCGCCACAUAGUGAGCCCCGACUUUGAGUCGGAGAAGCGAGGGACGAGAGCAGUCCCGGAAUGUACGCCGCACAGCCGCCGAUUGGACUCUCACGCGGCUGCUUGGAGCGAGCCUUGUGAAGGUUCUACGCCUGCAAGAGGAAGACAAGAUGGCUGCCAUGUUGGAUGUUACUGAAUCAAAACAUGCUGUGAGAUGGUUUACAGCAUUCCAGCAUCUCCAGGACUGCUUUGCUAUAAGUUCAAUAUUCUGUAAAUAGAGACUUCAUUUGAAAACAUUUCUUUCUCAUACUCUGCUGAUUUAGAAUGGUGCUGGCACAAGAUGGCAGAAGAAACACUCAUCUUCCUUUCAAAUAUUAUCCAGCAAGAAUCUUGUUUGUUUUGUGUAUUUUGUUUGAUGAUAAUAUCCACUGUAUGUUUUUUUCUUGUUUAGUCUGACUUGUCAACCAAUUGCAACAUGUUAACCUCGAAAACAAGACUUCUGACCCUUUGUCAGAUUGUGCAGGUGUACCUAAUGACGUGUUCAGUGUUAUGAAUACUUCUACUUCUACUACUUUUGCUAUGCAUGUGUUGCCUUAAAUGAGACAAAGGUU
Molecule: messenger RNA, 1427 nt
Organism: Doryrhamphus excisus (bluestripe pipefish)
Lineage: Eukaryota; Metazoa; Chordata; Actinopteri; Syngnathiformes; Syngnathidae
Product: guanylyl cyclase-activating protein 1
Molecular function (GO): calcium sensitive guanylate cyclase activator activity; calcium ion binding
Source: RefSeq, a predicted model, not a curated record